Manis javanica (Malayan pangolin) is the source of this 3616-nucleotide messenger RNA. RefSeq names its product olfactory receptor 51A4-like. Gene Ontology annotation, biological process: G protein-coupled receptor signaling pathway. The record is from RefSeq and is a predicted model, not a curated record. Gene Ontology annotation, cellular component: plasma membrane. Gene Ontology annotation, molecular function: olfactory receptor activity; G protein-coupled receptor activity. Lineage: Eukaryota; Metazoa; Chordata; Mammalia; Pholidota; Manidae.
AGUAAGAGAAAACCCCUCCUGCCUGCCUACCUUGAGCUGGGACAUAGGUUUUUUCCUUAUUUUGGACUCCACAUGAACCACUGGCUCUUCUUGGGUCUUGAAUUUGCUUGCUCUUGGACUAGAACUUACACUACUGACUCUGUGGUUCUUGGGCCUUGGUCUCGGUCUGGAACCACACUGCCAGACCUCCUGGGUCUCCAGCUUACUUGCUGGCUGUGGAUCUUAGGACUUCUCAGCCUCCAUGAUUAUAUUUGUAUCUAAGAAUUAUGCAUAUAUCACUUGGGUUCACAAGCCUUCAAUGAUCGCAAAAGAAUAGAGUCAAGCAUUUGAGUCCGUCUACGUGCAGAAAGCCUCUCCUGAGCCUCUCAUCUUGAUUCCCUACCUGGCAUGUCCACUUUCAACAGUUCCGAAGUGGCAAUCUCUACCUUCUUCCUGAUUGGGAUCCCAGGGUUGGAACAUGCUCACAUUUGGGUCUCCAUCCCCAUUUGCCUCACAUAUCUCAUUGCCAUCCUGGGGAACUCUACCAUUUUGUUUUUUAUAAAAACAGAGCCUUCUCUGCAUGAACCCAUGUAUUACUUUCUUUCCAUGUUGGCCCUCUCUGACCUGGGAUUGUCUCUCUCCUCUCUCCCUACCAUGCUAAGGAUAUUCUUGUUCAAUGCUCCAGAAAUUUCCCCUGAUGCCUGUAUCACUCAAGAGUUUUUCAUUCAUGGAUUCUCAGCUAUGGAGUCAUCAGUACUUCUCAUCAUGUCUUUUGAUCGCUUUAUUGCCAUCUGCAAUCCUUUGAGAUACACCUCCAUCCUGUCUAGUGCCAGAGUCACCAAAAUUGGGCUUGCUUUUUCUCUCAAAAAUGUUUUGUUGAUCCUCCCUUUCCCUGUCACUCUAAAAUAUCUAAAAUACUGUAAGAAGAAUCUCCUUUCCCACUCCUACUGCCUCCAUCAGGAUGUCAUGAAGCUGGCCUGUUCUGACAACAGGGUCAAUGUCAUCUAUGGCUUAUUUGUGGCUCUCACAGGUAUCCUAGACUUAACAUUUAUUUUUGUGUCCUACGUGUUGAUACUGAAAGCAGUGUUGAGCAUAGCAUCACAGAGGGAAAGGCGUAAGGUCCUCAAUACAUGCAUUUCCCACAUCUGUGCUGUGCUCAUUUUCUAUGUGCCCAUUAUGUCCCUAGCUGUUAUUUACCGGUCUGCCAAGCACAGUUCCCCAAUCAUUAGGAUCCUCAUGGCUGAUGUGUUCCUUUUGGUACCUCCAUUGAUGAACCCCAUUGUAUACUGUGUGAAGAGCCAGCAGAUAAGAAAUUUGGUCUUAGGAAAGCUGUGUCAGAAACACGGUUGACAGGGAUUCUGAACUACAGUGAAAACCCAAUCAGUAAAUGACAUAGAACAAGCAGAAUGAAUCAAUAAGGAAUCAUACCAUAUAUUAUGAUGAUAUCAUCUCUCAAUAUGUUUAUUAACAUUAAAGAAUCAGCCUUGCAGAUUUGUUGGUUUAGGAUUUAGGAUUUUGGAUUAGAGCUUUUACAGAAACAUAAAAUAUCUAUGGUUCCACUUUCACCCAGCUUGCUUUAUUAGCCUUAUGAACACGACAUAUGCUUGAUAUGUUCAUCAUGUUUAAAGUAUUAUUCUGUGUGUUUAUUUGAAAAUUAACAGUAUACAUUUAUAUGACAACUGGAUAGUGAUCAGAAGUGACAGAAGAUUGCCUCUUCUUUAAAAAUAUCCCUCUUCAACACAUAGUUUUCCCUUUUAUUCAACUUAAGUUGAAAUGGGCAGUGACUUGCACACAUGGAUCCAAUGUCACAAAUAUGUACACAGGCAGAGGGUACAAAAUGGCACAAAUUUCAUUCAUUCAUUCAUUUCAAUAUUUCCUUCUGAGCUUUAAAUAUCACUUUAUAAGUUAUGCAUGGCAGAAAGUUUCCUUCUUACAUGUUUCUAUGGGAGUUCUACCUAAUGCCAUAACUCAUUAUCCUGUAUGUGAUUUGUCUCUCUCCCGUGUGCAAGAAUGUAAAUCCAGCUGAAGACUAAUUCACAAAAAAAAAAAAUUUGUGAAAAAGAUAAAAACACAAAGUUGUAAUUUUUUUUAAUGCAGAGGUAAAAUGAACAUCCAUUAACCAUCUUAUUUAACUCAUUUUAAUGACAGAACCUUGCAAAUGAUACAACCAAUUCAAAGGGACUCCAUAUAAAAGAUACAUUUCUAGAUAGGAAUGUUGACCUUAAUUUGCAAAUGAAUAUAAAUAUGGCUUCUUCCACCUUGUGGGACACAUACUAGUUGGAAGGAAUUUAUAUGCAUGAUUACUACCACCAUGAGUUACUUUGAUUGCUACUAGUAUCUGCAACUUAACAGAGUUGGAAAACAGCUGAAAAGCUGUGAAAACACAGAAUCCCCACAUAAUCAGAAUCAGAUAAUCCACGAGGGUAUACUCUAAACAAUUCAUAGUUUUUUACUGGGCACACACUUUUCCCUAUAGUGUGCCCCAUUUUAAUAGAAUAAAAUUUCAAAGAAGGAUUAUUCUUGCCCACAAGAUAAACCUAACCUUGUUAGAUUUGACCUCAUUAUUUACACAUGCAGAAAAAAUGUUAAUUUAUCAGAUGGAUCUUCUUAAGUUUGUAAUACUGGAGAUUUCCAUAGAGAAUCUCAGACUGGAUGUUUAAAAGCUGCCAUUAUAUGCUAUAUCUAAGAUAGGGAGCUAUAACUAAGUACCUGUCUCCAUCCUUCAAGCACCUAUAUAUUUUGGCAAUAUUUUCUUUUCUCAAACUCUUCCCCAAACCCCAGUAUUUGGCUUACUGUGGAAAUCACUUCCUACUACCUCUAAGGGCUAGACUGUAAGCCAAGUAACAGGCUAAUUUACAUAGGAUGGUUUUGUCAGCACAAACUCUAUAAAGUUAGCUUUAGUUCCUUAAAAGCAACCAGUCAUACUUGAUUAAAUGAGCAACAUUCUCAAAUAUGACAUUCUAGGAAAGGCCCUGGCUACAUAACCAAUUUUUCAAAUUGCAUCCUGGUUUAAAAGAGGACAGGUUCUUAUUAUACAUAUGCAAAUAACAUGCCAUGAAAAGCAAAGAUACUCGAGAGUUUCUGAACUCUGAGGAUUCGAUGAGAAUCAGCUAUAACAAAAAUGUUUCAUUUCAGUUAACAAAAUCAGAGUCUACUAGAUAAUUAUGAGUUGGAAAUAGCUUGACAGAAAAAGAAAAGCCUCAUUAUAUAUUCAGAAAACAGGACAUAAAACAUCAACAAUAUUCUAAACAUGUACAAUGAAAUAUUACUAAUCCAUUCAUUCAGUCCUAUGCAAUUAGGUUUUAUUCCACUGGAUCUAGGGUUGUCUCCUGAAGCUAGCUAGCUAUCUAUUGACUAAAAAGAGUCUUGGAAAUCGCUACUAAGCCCACUGGAAUAAUGUGAAAAUUACCCAAGAGUCUGUUCUUUGAAGUUUAAUGUACUUGGUGUAGUCCUUCACCAUGGACUGUAGCAGAGUCCUUCUCUGUUGAAGACAAAACUCCAGCCUGUUGCUUGUUGUAGAAACUUCAUGAAUGUAUCAGUCAAACAAAAACUAUCUAUUAUUUUAGGAUCAUUAAGCUAACGUAAGAGAGGAUAAAUUUAUCUUAAAAUGGCCAUUGUCAAUUUAUUAUUUUUACCA